Molecule: messenger RNA, 1905 nt
Organism: Mesorhabditis spiculigera
Lineage: Eukaryota; Metazoa; Nematoda; Chromadorea; Rhabditida; Rhabditidae
Source: the annotation of a GenBank genome assembly
AUGGUGGCGAUGCCGCAGCCUAACGCGGAAACGGCCGGCAUGGCCGAAUGGGAGCAGGUGCGCCACAACGAAUUGGCGCUGCGCGCGCAGAAGCAGCCCAGCUUUGCGCAUCGGCUGUUCGCGGCCCCGUUCGCCACACGGACGGACCUCAACAGCAGCUUCCAAGAUCUGAGCCCCCUCUCGCUCGAGGAGCAGGAGAAGCGCAUAUUGGUGGUCGUCGCGCACAUCAUUUAUGGCUGGAGCUCGCAAGACGUGCACAUUUGGUCGGAGGACGGGAGCUACCGGAUAGACCACAACAUCACGUGGGACCCAAAGUUGCGCUCGCACUUUGAGACGUUCGAGCGCUCGCUGCUCUACAUCUACGCCAUCUACCAGAGGACCCACGAAGCCCUCUCCAACCCGUCGGGGCCCCGCUUCCCCUUCAUUUUCGCGCAGGGCGUGCAGCUGUUCAUCUCCAAAUACGUGAAGCCAUUGGUGACCGAGAAGCGGACGCUGCUCGACGUCAGCUGCGAGAUGGCGCGGCAGGCCUCGUCGCUCAAGGUGUGCGCCGAAUUAUCGGGAAUUUUGAAUCAGAGCACCAUUUUCCAGCCCGGCUGCAUCUCCACCAAGUUGAUGGACGCGCUCGAGGCGCAGCUCCGCGUCGCCGUCAGUCCACAGCUACGCGAAAUCCUCGACUACAUCCUCUACAAGAUGCGCGAGCAGUGGGCGCUGUGCUCGCUGGCCUGGGUCACGCACGGGCAGCUGCUCGAGGACCCACAUUUCGAGUUCAUGAUCUGGCCCAUCGCCAAGAUGAAGCAGCUCAACUCGAUGUCGCUGAUGAAGACGGCCGUCAAGUCGCCUCGCGACUAUCAAGUGGUCAACGACAAGUUCAUCGGCAUCCGGGCCAUGUGCCCGAAGGCGUUCGAAAAGGAGUACCAGGCCAUCCUCUCGGCCGAGAAGUAUGUGCGGCUAAUUACGGCGGCCGGCGUGCGAGCCACCCCAUAUUCGAUGCACCUUGACGAGAAGGACCUGCACGAUUCGUCGAAGACGGCGCGCGUCAUACGAAACAUCUGCCGAGGGCGCAGCGAGCAGCUGUUGAAGCACAUCCACGAGAAGUUCGACCUGGGCGCCGCAUACGCCGUCGUCAACGCCGUCUUCCUCAGCACCGAGUUCGACCUCAGCGGGCUGCUCAUCAAAGUAUGCGGGGACCAGCUGUACCGGCCGGCCGAGGAGGUCUCCUUGCGCCAGCUCAACAACCGGAUGACCCGCAUCUUCGAGCCGUACAGCGUCGACCACUCGGGCGUCUUCAGCCAAAUGAGGCUCGAGUUCGCGUCAAUCUCCUUCUUCGAGAAGAUGGGCGUUGAGUUCGACGGCCCCCAGAAUCCGACCGUCUCGACGACCGUGCAGCUGUCGUGGACGCCGAGCACGCUGCUGCGCGAGAUCUGGAACACUGAGGUGGUCCACAACCUGAUGCUCGUCCAGCGCUAUCUGUUCGUGCUGAGCGCGCUCAUGUUCCGCAUCGACGAUCGGCUGCUCGAAGUGGCGCGACGCUCCCGGACGACGGACCGACUGCCGCGCAGCGUCGGCAACUGGCAACAAUACCGCCUGAACGGGAUGCACCAGUUCCUCGUCAAAAUCAUCUCCUGGACCCAGGACGUCAUCAACCAGGAGGCGCUACACGUGCAGGAGAAGCUCGGGAAGACGGCCUCCGUCGAGGACAUGUGCGAGCUGUUGAUGGAGAAGCUGAUCGCGCCCAUCUUCGCCCGCACCCACCUGUGCAACGUCGGCAUGGUGACGCAGGUGCACCAAGCGUGCGUGGCCAUCCACAACUUUCUCGAGGAUAAGGACGCCGACAUCCUGCAAGUGGCCUUUGACGCGUUCCUCGAGGCCCGCGACGUGCUCGUCAUCCACAUGGAGGAGAACCGC